UUCCAGGCAUUGCUAUUUAACUACAAUUCCCAUGAUGCACCGGACAGAUACACCCCGCGGAAGUUGAAAAACAACCCAAACUUUUCCCAAAAAAAUCACGUCUCGGUCAGCAGAUAGAGUCUGCAGGCUGAGAGCGGAGACUCACUUCUACUGGACUGCUGUCCUCAACUGGGCUCCGGCUAUUUCCUGCUUCUCUCAUUAAUUAACACGCAAAGGUACGAUGGCAGAGAGGGUGCUGGUGGUUGGCAGCGGUGGACGGGAGCAUGCGCUGGCCUGGAAGCUGGCCCAGUCGUCGCAGGUUCAGCAGGUCCUGGUUGCCCCGGGUAACGCGGGCACAGCCAGCUGCGGGAAGAUCAGCAACUCGGAGGUGUCGGUGAGUAACCACACCAUCCUGGCUCAGUUCUGCAAGGACCAUCAUGUGGGUCUGGUGGUGGUCGGACCGGAGGUGCCGCUGGCAGCAGGCAUCGUGGACGACCUGACGGCGGCAGGAGUUCCCUGUUUUGGCCCGUCUGCCAAAGCGGCUCAGUUGGAGGCCAGCAAGAGCUUCUCCAAGGCUUUCAUGGAGCGCCACGGCAUCCCCACGGCUCGCUACGGCUCCUUCACCGACGCCCAGGAGGCCUGCAACUACAUCCGCACGGCCGAGUUCCCGGCGCUGGUGGUGAAGGCCAGCGGGCUGGCAGCAGGGAAGGGAGUCAUCGUGGCUCGAGACCAGGACGAGGCUUGUCAGGCUGUGAUGGACAUCAUGAAGGACCGAGCCUUUGGAUCUGCAGGGGAGACUGUGGUGGUCGAGGAGCUUCUGGAGGGAGAAGAAGUGUCUUGUCUGUGUUUCAGCGACGGCUCCUCGGUGUCCCCAAUGCCUCCGGCGCAGGACCACAAGCGGCUGCAGGACGGAGACCUGGGCCCCAACACCGGCGGCAUGGGGGCUUACUGCCCCACCCCUCAGGUGAGCCAGGAGCUGCUGCAGGACAUCAGAGAGGCGGUGCUGCAGAAGACUGUGGACGGGAUGAAGGAGGAGGGGACUCCUUAUGUUGGUGUGCUGUACGCUGGACUAAUGCUGACCAAACAGGGGCCGAAGGUCCUCGAGUUCAACUGUCGGUUUGGAGACCCCGAGUGUCAGGUGCUGCUGCCGCUCCUGCAGAGCGACCUGUACGAGGUGAUCCUGAACACCAUGAGUGGCAAACUGGCCUCCAGCGCCCCCGUGUGGCACCAGGACAGCUCUGCGGUCACCGUGGUCAUGGCCAGCGCCGGUUACCCCGGCUCCUACAAGAAGGGGGUGGAGAUCACAGGUCUGUCUCAGGUUCAGGACAUGGGGCUGCAGGUUUUCCACGCCGGCACCACCCUGAAGGACGGAGCCGUGGUGUCCAGCGGCGGGCGGGUCUUGACUGUCACCGCGGUGAGGUCGUCCUUGGAGACGGCUCUGCAGGCGGCCAAUCGGGGCGUGGCGGCCGUCGGCUUCCCAGGCAGCGUGUACCGCCACGACAUCGGCCACCGGGCCAUCGCUCACCUGAACAAACACAGAGGUCUGACCUAUAAGGACAGCGGGGUGGACAUCGCUGCCGGUAACAAGCUUGUGGACAUGAUCAAGCCUCUGGCCAAGGCGACCUCCCGAGCUGGGUGUAACGCAGAACUGGGAGGCUUUGCUGGCCUGUUUGACCUGAAGGCAGCAGGAUUCAUUGACCCGAUCCUGGUGUCCGGGACCGACGGAGUGGGGACCAAACUCAAGAUUGCGCAGGCGUGCAGCCAGCAUGGCGGCCUGGGGCAGGACCUGGUGGCCAUGUGUGUGAACGAUGUUCUGGCUCAAGGCGCCGAGCCGCUCUUCUUCCUCGACUACUUCUCCUGUGGAAGCCUGGACGUCGACGUGGCCGCCUCGGUGGUCGGUGGCAUCGCUAAAGCCUGCGAGAUGGCCGGCUGUGCUCUGCUGGGUGGUGAGACGGCAGAAAUGCCGGGCGUCUACGCUCCAGGAGAGUACGACCUGGCUGGGUUCUGCGUGGGAGCGGUGGAGCGUGGAGCCCUGCUGCCCCGGCUGGGCGACAUCGCAGAGGGGGACACGCUGAUCGGCGUGGCCUCGUCUGGGGUCCACAGCAACGGCUUCAGCCUGGUCCGCAAAGUCCUGGAGAAGGCCGACCUCAGCUACAGCUCCCCUGCUCCUUUUGGCAAGUCAGGACAGACUGUUGGCGAGGUUCUGCUGACGCCAACAAAGAUCUACAGCCGUCUGCUGCUGCCGAUCCUUCGCAGCGGGGCUGUCAAAGCCUACGCUCACAUCACAGGGGGUGGACUUCUGGAGAACAUCCCCCGGGUGCUGCCCCGGGAGCUGGCUGUCGAUUUAGAUGCCUCUAGAUGGAGCAUCCCCCCGGUGUUUUCCUGGCUCCAUAAGGAGGGGGGUCUGAGUGAGGAGGAGAUGGCCCGCACCUUCAACUGCGGCCUGGGGGCGGUGCUGGUAGUUUCCCCCCUGGAUGCUCAGAGGGUCUUACGCCAGCUUCAGGCCCAGGAAGAGGCCUGGAUUGUGGGCUCACUGGCACACAAACAGCCUGGGGCAGAACCCGUGGUGGUCAGAAACCUGAGACACAGCCUGCUGAGCGCAGGACCGGCCUCCAGUGCAGAGCUGGUGGUCGAGCAGAAUGGAACCGCGCCACGCAAGAGGACCAGAGUCGCUGUUCUGAUCUCUGGAACAGGCACCAACCUGCAGGCGCUGAUCGAGCAGGCCAAACGACCGUCCAGCUCAGCAGAGAUCGUGGUGGUCAUCUCCAACAGACCUGGAGUUCAGGGCCUGAAGAGAGCGUCGCUGGCAGGCAUCCAGACACGGGCGGUGGACCACAAACUGUACGGGAGCCGAGCAGAGUUUGACAGCACUAUAGAUCGCGUGCUGGAGGAGUUUGGGGUCGAGCUGGUGUGUCUUGCUGGAUUCAUGAGGAUCCUCACGGGAACAUUUGUCAAGAAAUGGAAUGGAAAGCUCCUGAACAUCCACCCAUCCCUGCUGCCUUCCUUCAAGGGUGUGAAUGCCCAGAAGCAGGCGCUGCAGGCCGGGGUGCGGGUUGCUGGCUGCACGGUCCACUUUGUUGCAGAAGAGGUGGAUGCAGGUGCCAUCAUUGUGCAGGAGGCGGUGCCAGUGAUGGCGGGAGACACAGAGGAGAGCCUGUGCGACAGAAUCCGAGAAGCCGAGCACCGAGCCUUCCCCGCUGCUCUGGAGCUGGUAGCCAGCGGGGCCGUCCAGCUGGGAGAGGACGGACACAUCACCUGGAAGAGUUAGACACAACAGAUCAGCUCAGCCAUCAAGCAGCAUUAGAGGGCUAUUGUGGUGUAAGUAAGUAAGUGCC
Acanthopagrus latus (yellowfin seabream) is the source of this 3314-nucleotide messenger RNA. It is a transcript of the gene gart, whose product is annotated as phosphoribosylglycinamide formyltransferase. Gene Ontology annotation, biological process: 'de novo' IMP biosynthetic process; adenine biosynthetic process. NCBI's taxonomy places the organism in Eukaryota, Metazoa, Chordata, Actinopteri, Spariformes, Sparidae. The record is from RefSeq and is a predicted model, not a curated record. The coding region runs from base 221 to 3247 and encodes 1008 amino acids. Gene Ontology annotation, cellular component: cytosol. The transcript is spliced from 23 exons. Gene Ontology annotation, molecular function: phosphoribosylglycinamide formyltransferase activity; ATP binding; phosphoribosylformylglycinamidine cyclo-ligase activity.